This is a messenger RNA of Rhinolophus ferrumequinum (greater horseshoe bat), 5565 nucleotides long. It is a transcript of the gene LRTM1, whose product is annotated as leucine rich repeats and transmembrane domains 1. The coding region runs from base 298 to 1335 and encodes 345 amino acids. Gene Ontology annotation, cellular component: extracellular matrix. Lineage: Eukaryota; Metazoa; Chordata; Mammalia; Chiroptera; Rhinolophidae. Gene Ontology annotation, molecular function: protein binding. The transcript has 3 exons. The record is from RefSeq and is a predicted model, not a curated record.
UGAAUGGGAAAGGCAGGGAUGAUCUCGGGGAGGUCAACACUUUCAGAAAGAAGAGGGGCACAAUCAAAAGACCCUCGAAGGGAAAACAAUCUCAGCCAGAUGGAGACAGGGGAAGGACGGCUUAAAUAAGUGGUCUCCUGAAAGCAAAAUUGUUUUCUGUAUGGAAGAAAAGCACAAGCAAGAUUCAGAAGUGAAUGAAAAGCUGGAUUCCAAGUUUGCCAUGCCCUCGGCUUGUUGAUCUGCAAAUUCAUAAAGGUGGGCUACGGGUUCAACGAGGAAGCCUGUGGAGACUCAGUCAUGAAAGGUGAAUUGCUCCUGCUUUCAAGUGUGAUUUUCGUGCUCCAGGUGGUGUGCGCAUGCCCAGAGAAGUGUCGCUGUCACUCAUCCUCAAGUUCUGUAGACUGCAGCCAGCAGGGUCUGGCUGAAAUUCCUUCCGAUUUGCCUCCUCAGACUCUAACACUGCAUUUACAAGACAACCAAAUACACCAGCUUCCCGCUUUUGCAUUUAGGUCAGUGCCACAGCUCACAUCCUUGAACUUGUGCAACAAUUCUCUUUCGAAUCUGGCCCCUGGAGCUUUCCAUGGACUUCAGCACUUGCAGGUCUUAAACCUAACCCAGAACUCCCUUCAUUCCCUGGAAAGCAGACUUUUCCACUCCCUUCCACACCUGAGGGAGCUUGAUUUGUCAUCAAACAACAUAAGCCACCUUCCCAUAUCCCUGGGUCAGCGUUGGGAGAACCUAACCACAUUUGCAGUCCAACAAAACCAGCUUCAACAGCUCGAUCGAGCGCUCCUAGAAUCCAUGCCCAGUGUGAAGCUUUUAUUUCUCAAGGAGAACCUCUGGAAAUGCAAUUGCCACUUGCUCAGUCUGAAACUCUGGCUGGAGAAAUUUAUCUAUAAAGGGGGAAUAAUGGACAGUGUCAUCUGUGCCUCACCGGACACCUGGAAGGGAAAGGACCUCCUUAAAAUCCCUCUUGAGCUGUACCAGCCCUGCCCUUUCCCGUUUCCAGGUCUGCAGGCCUCACAGCUGCAGCCGCUGGGUUCUGCCCACUGGGCUGUCCCAAGCCCUCCUGAGAGCGACAGUGCAGGGGAACCAGACCACGCAGAGUAUGAGCUCAAACCCAAGCCCAGGCCAGCCAAUCUGCGUCACGCCAUGGCCACCGUCAUCAUUACCGGGGUUGUGUGUGGGAUUGUGUUUCUCAUGAUGUUGGUAGCCACCAUCUAUGGCUGCACCUACGCAGCCAUUGCAGCCCAAUACCAUGGGGGCCCCUUGGCUCAAACCGAGGAGCCUACGAAGACAGAAGGAAAAGAGCUGCUUGACAGCUCACCAGCCUGACAGCUUCCGACUCAAGCAGGAAUAAUCACUUUAGAGCAGAAGGAGGUGUCUGAGCAGGGCUGCCGUGUUCACUGUGACUGCCUCAGUUUGCUUUUUCCAGAAGAAAAAAAUUAAAAGGAUGUAUCCAUAAAAAAAAAGAAAGAAAGAAAGAAAGAAACAAAGAAAAAUACUCCUGGGAAGAAAUGUAUGUUGAGAUUUUAAAAAUACCACAGGUGAAAGGGAGAUGCUACUUGUGCUCUGUACCUGAGAAGUGAUUAGAAUUAUUCUCUGUGGGAGAAGGUCAUACACAGAGAAAGGGGAUACCGUCUCUUUAAGGUACUCUUCCCUGCAUGAAGUUGCUUUUACAGAGCACAGAAAUCAAACAGGUGUGCCAGUCAGCAUUCCUGGGAGCUUUAUGGUCCACUGGAAAACUGUCCAAUUUCGACUGCCUGGGAAGAAGCUGGUGAUCUUAUCCAAGCGGCACUGACUACAUCUAUAAUUCAGUUCAUGUUAGAUCGGUGAUAAUUUUAGACGUUGUGUAUGUUAUAUAUUUAAUGGGAGUGUCUGUUGGUUGAGAAUUUCAUAGCUUGCCACAAUAGUCAGAUUAUGUUUAAUGUUUUUAAAUCAUAAAACCAUUUGGGGCUUUCUAGGCCAUGAAGGAAGAGUAGGGUUCCCUGACUGGAGAAUGGGACUCAGGCCCAGGGUCUGAGGAAGUUUUUGAUGCAAGGGUAAAUAACAUAUACACAAAUACAAAGAGGAUGGGGAGCCAGAAUUUGGGGCAUUUAUUACUGAAAGGCCAUAUCUACUAGGCGACUGGAACCUUCCAUUUAUAAGUCUCACAGCAGGAAUGAAUUGAGGGUGGGCUGAGAGCAAAAUAAUGGCUUGUGUGUAUCUGUAUCUACACAUACAUAGUGCACAGAGUGUACAGACUUGUACAACCACACCCACACAUAAACAAACUCGGAGCAAUCAGUUUACCCACUAAUGAAAUGCAGCCGUGGCAGGGUGGAAGCCAGCAGCUGUUGACCACCACCCAGCUUGUCUACUCAACACUCUGGGAUAGGAAGUAAGAAGGAAGUCUGAAGAGAGUGGGAAUUAUCUCGAGACUCAAGAUAUGUGGCAGCCGGCAUCCCGAACAUUAUUUAGCCCGUGGUUUUAAAAAGUCAGGUGUGGCUUGCUUUACGCCACAGACGUGGUCCUGAGGAGUUGCAUGCAAAGUGAAUUUUUUAAAAUUGAAUCAUCAUUUUAAUGCAGUAGGGGAGCUCACUAUUUAAAGGAACCUUUCAUGGAAUCUUUCUGUAAUGACAAUAAUUGGCUCCAGAUUUAUGCAUUUUGUAAAUUGGCAUUUUCUCAUGCUAGGUUUUCUUAAAGUGGAAUCUAUCUGCUCUCUCUCUCAUGAUGCCCCAUCUCAUACUUAGUCACCUGUUAGUAUUAAAUGACUUUACAUAGAAGAGUUAAGGACAAGUCAAGAGCAGACAAUGGCAAAUGUAGGGCAAGCUGCUCCUCCAGAGGCUUUGAAAGACAUUGCUAAUCAAUCCCAGAACUUUUCCCAGCUGAGCCUGGAUGGACCACAGAUGCCUUAAGACAGCACUGCAGGCAACCAGAACUAAUCAACUGGAGUGGGUUCAAAGGAUAAAACACAUUUGCCAUUCAGGGCACUGGCUCUGCAUUCACUCCCUCAGGCCAUGUAAAAACUGGUUUGAAUCCUAAAUCAGUAGUCCCUUCCCUAACCUGGAACAGGAAUGAGAAGUCUACUCGCCCAGCAGUGUAAAGGGCCCAAGGGGAAAAGACCGAUGAACCUAACACAGCCUACCCUGCAGGACACACCGGCGUGCCCCUAAGGAUCACAGAGGCCAUCUACCCCUGCCCACAGUGCUUCACAACUAGUGUGGGCCCCCCACAUACCCGCAAGCUAAUGAUGGACCAUCUUUUUGGAGCAGCAAUUUGGCUAAAUGAUUUUUCUGGGGGAAAAGCAUAAACUUUGAUGUUAAUGUUUUCUGCAUAUUAAAACAAACCUGGAUAUAUUAAAGAGUAGAUUGAAAAAUGAGCGUGGAUGUUAAGAUCAAAAAGAGACCCCAGAGAAAGCCAGCUGUUGCAUCAGCUCCAUCCCCAGUCCUGGUGCGUCUUUUCUGGUCUGAUUCGUGUGCCACAGUAGUGGGCAAGGCUGAGCAACUGGUCUAAGGAUGUACUGAAACAAAUCUUUCUUUCCCUUGCCCUGGCCAAGCAAGCAAUAUGAGAAAGGAAAUUUAGAAGAUCCCUUUAUAUGCCGUCUCCAUUUCACCAAAUGUUUCUGGAGCUUGCGCUAUGUACCAGGCAUAGUGAGAGGUGUUCUCGUGAGCAUUUGUCAUGUAGGCCUGGCAACCACCCCGUGAGAUACUUGAACAGAUAUUACAUAAGCUGAUAACUACUGAGGCCAAUAAGCGUGCUUCCUGUCACUGUGAUUUGAGACAGCCAGUGCACAGUGCUCUGCCAGAGGUUUGGUGACAUUGCAGGUCAACCCCAUCCCCCUGCCCGCAGUGAUUACAUGAGAAAGCAUCCAAUAUACCACAGAAAACCCUGAACGUGGCUAGAACCCUCACUUGUCAACACCCACGUCCUGUUAGAUUUCUAAGUACAGAUGAUAACUCAGGCAAACAGAUUCCUGCUUUAUAAGUAGUCUUUAAGGAAAAUGAUUAAAACAGUGCAUACGUAUAUUCAGAUUUCUAUCUUUUGCCUACAAUCACCACAAACAGCAGUUGGCAAUGAAAAUAAUUACUUACCCUGAAAUGUCAACAGCUUCUCAGCACAGAAAAAUAUAAAUCAAAUUGUUUAGAUUAACAAAUGCAGACUUAUCAUUUGUUAAUAUGAGAAAUGAAAUGUUUUAACUGUAAAAAACAUCGCAGAUGAAAGACCCAAUUUGCAGGGUAUUCUGCGAGAACCACAAAUUAUCUUUCACAACCACUACAGCUCAUGAGGGGUAAUUUGCAAACGCCUCACAGAUUAGUUUCAGCUGUUUAUUACUGCUGUCAUAUUCAUAGAUUCCCCUUAUAAAAAUGCCCUUCCAUCACAGAGCAUUGCUGAGGGUACACUGUGAACAAACAUCAUGUUGACUAUUGAUUGUUUCUGAGAAAACCGUCUACAAUAUAGUAUUUUUUCCCCAUCAUAUUUAGUGGGACGGUAUGAUGACAGUCUGGUGACUUUUGCUUUGCCAGAGAUCACAGAUUCACAACAGCAGGCCCCCACGGAUUCUGUAGCUGUUCUGACUUCAGGCCUAUAUGGACGCAUUAUGAAGAAUGCACCCUGUCACCGAGACUGUGGAGAAAGAAGACCUAGUGUCACCUCUACCCCUGACGAACUUUUAAAAUUAAAGCAAAUAUCUCUGACCCCGCGGGAAGAAUCUCGUGUUUAUGAUGAUAACAUGCCAGUGGACACCUGGGUGUUUUAUUUUCCCUUACAAAAAUGAAAAACUGAAAACUGAUUCACACUGUUUCCUCCCAAAGGUUCAUGAAAAUCAAACCUCAUUACUCGAGUUAACCAAGUUGCCCCAAGAAAUAAGACACUUCUGUCUUAGAUCCUAAAUAACAAAGGAAGUGGCUAAAUCAAUUUCUAAAAUGAUAUAUCUAUAGCCCACGUUAAUAUAACUGCACAACUUUUAGAAACCUUUCUGUGGCAGAUCAGGAAAUAAAUGUUUGCAGUUUGAUCAAACCCACCAGGGUGUCCAUUGUUAAAUACUAUUAGUCAGAAACCUACCAGCAAAUGAUAUCCCACCCCCACAAGGCAUCAUUAGGCUGUGAAUGAUAUGUGCAACUUCAGGGAACUAUCCUGUUUUCCUUUUUGAUGAAAAUGCUUUAUGAUAAUUAUUUUUUAUGCUCAAAUUGCAAUGAGGUCUCAAAGAAACCCCCAUCCCAUUCAGAGAAGCAGCUUCAUAAUCUACUAGUCUCCUCUCAGAUGCUAGACUGGACUAGCCACCUACUUUUCACUCCGAUGACACUAAAUAUUCAUUUGGGUGAAUAGGAUGUCCCCUAGUUACAAAGGUCCAUCAAAGAGACCCUGGAAAAGAACCAGAGGGUUGGGAGGUAGGAAGGUCCUUGGAGAGCAUUUAGUCUAGGCCUGGCAAAUUUCAGGAUAGCUGUGACUAGCCUCCCUGCCCACUUCAGACACUGCUAAUAGAUGAGGACGAACUUAUCUACUGAGCCCAGCUAAGGCCACAGACUCCUUGUAAAUCUGUUUCCUCGGUACUCGCUACUGACCAACUGGAGUUGACAUCUGAGA